AUGGUGCAUUUUUCCAAUCGCUAUGUCACUCAAAGCUUCAUCCUAGUCUUUGGUUUCACUACCAACGUUGUUCAAGCUGUUCUUACACCCAAGCGCGCCAGCUGUGCAUGUGGGUUCGUCGAUGAUCAAGGACACGUCUGGAGGGAGGCCAUUACCACCGAUUUUACUCAAGCCGCCGGUGCCAUUGCAGCACUUGGGAGUGACUGGAUCAUGGCUUCCGACAACGAACCUCAGUCUGGGACUGCAACUGCUAACAUUCAGUAUGUUACAGCAAAUGUGAUGCAGUACAACGAUGCACUUGGUAUACAAGCUAGCGCUUACACUAGUGGCAGUGGCAAUGUCAAUUGCGGGGAAAUAUUCACAGAACGAUCAGAUAUUCUCUAUGGCUCCUUCCGCAUGCGUGCCGUGGUUCCAACCGUUCCCGGUGUCGUUUUUGGUUUCUUCUCUUAUAAAUCGGACACGCAAGAACAAGAUAUCGAAUUCCUAUCCUCAGACAUUGACUAUUAUCAACAUGUAUAUUAUACCGACCAACCAGGGACUGUCGAUGGAGUUGUCGAUCCUAAUGCACAUAAAGAUGUGGAGAUCAACGGUGCAGAUUUUACUGCCUUUGGUGAACACCGCUUUGACUGGCUGCAGAGCUCCACGAACUAUUACUACAACUCUGCGUUGGAAGCCGCAAUUACAAAGAAUGUUCUGACGGAAGGCUCCGAAAUCAUCUUGAACGUCUGGUCCAACGGCGACCCUGCCUUCUCUAAAGGUCCUCCGACGUCGAACGCUAUAGCCACGAUCCAAAACAUUGAACUGUACUUUAACUCUACAAAUUUCAGUGAAGCCGAGUUCAAUUCUGCUUGUAGUCUGGCAGGAAAUAUUGCACAAUGUAGUGUAUGA
This is a messenger RNA of Lentinula edodes (shiitake mushroom), 888 nucleotides long. RefSeq names its product concanavalin A-like lectin/glucanase domain-containing protein. The coding region runs from base 1 to 888 and encodes 295 amino acids. The record is from RefSeq and is a predicted model, not a curated record. The transcript is spliced from 5 exons. Gene Ontology annotation, molecular function: hydrolase activity, hydrolyzing O-glycosyl compounds. Lineage: Eukaryota; Fungi; Basidiomycota; Agaricomycetes; Agaricales; Omphalotaceae. Gene Ontology annotation, biological process: carbohydrate metabolic process.